CGGUGCACUGAAAUCUCACACAUAGCCUCCCACCACGAGAUCUCACGUAACCCGCAUAGUUUGAAAAACAGCAAAAUCACCCCACUCUUUUUCUCUCCGAAAAGUUUUGAAUUAAUAUUUUCGCUACCGUAACGUCUACUUCUCUUAAUCGUGAAGGUCUCAAAGCUAAUUGAAGAGAAAACCGAAAAGGUGCCAGUUUUUUAACAUGUCUGAUUCCGGUGCAAGGUCAAGAAAUGAGGCUAAUAAGAAUCAGAGGCAAAAUCUUCCUUCUUGGAUGAGUUCAAGUGACAAUGGAAAUAAUUCUCAUGGAAAGAAGUCAACAGAUGCUGAUAAUGAUGAGGAGAAUGAAGAAACCAAACAAGCUAUAGGGCAAGCCCUUAGAGGGGGUAGUUCCUCUAAUAAAACCGAACAAGGCAAAAAGUCUGCUGCUUCUCGUUUCAGUAACAUGAACUUCUCCAAACUUCUGGAAGGAGUUGUUUUUGUGUUGUCCGGGUUUGUUAAUCCAGAGAGAAGUAUGUUGAGGUCAAAGGCCAUUGAGAUGGGAGCAGCUUAUCAAGCUGACUGGAAUUCAGAUUGCACACUAUUGGUUUGUGCCUUUCCAAAUACUCCAAAGUUCUGGCAAGUUGAGGCAGAUUGUGGUACAAUUAUCUCAAAGGAAUGGAUAUUAGAAUGUUAUAACCAGAAGAAGCUUGUUAAUAUUGAAAUGUACCUUAUGCAUGCUGGGAAACCAUGGCGGAAAGGCAAUAUAUCUCAUAAAACUAGCAAAGAAGAAACCUCAUCUAAAAAAUCUAAGAAGGUUGAAAAGAAAUCACAAUCAAAGCCAACCACCUCUUCAUCCUCCAAGCAGAAUAAGACUUCUAAUCCUGGCAAAGAGAGCAUUUCUCCUUCUGAACUUAAAAAGUGGGUUGCUGAUGAUUUAAAUAAAACCAUCUCAUGGCUAGAGAGUCAAGAGGAAAAGCCAGAGCAAAGCGAAAUAAAACAAAUUGCUGCUGAAGGGAUCUUAGUUUGUUUGCAAGAUGCCAUAGAUUCUCUUGAACAGAAGCAGGGUGUGCAGCAUAUAACAGAGCAGUGGCAAUGUGUCCCUCGUGUGGUCGAGGAGCUUGCUAAACAGGAGGGUAAGGGUUCUUCAGCACUUUCAAAGGGAGAUCUCUGUAGUCAGGCCAAGGCAUGGAAACAAAUAUACGAGGAGGAAAUACAAAGGUUAGAGACUGACUGUUCAUCAGAGAGGAAAAAGCAGAAGACAGAUGAAAAUGAAAGAAGCAACAGUGGCAGAUGCAAAGCAACUCCAAGUGAUGCAGUCGGGUAUGACAGUGAUGAAACAAUUGAAAUGACAAACGAAGAAAUAGAACUUGCUUUAAAAAAUGUGACUUCCUAAGAUAGUUCUAAGGCAGACCAAAUUUUUGUGUAUAAGAGGCUGAAGAAGGCUUAUGAUACUAGUGUUACUUCACUGCAGGUGAAACAUUUACAAACACAGAAAACACUUUGUCAAUUUUAUGUCUGACCAUUUAACAAUCUCCAGAGUGUUCAGUUUAGUUGUAAUGGAAGCAUUCUGGAGAUUAACCCUUGAAGUUUGGGCAUUCUGGUUCUGUUUCUUUCUUUCCCCUGAUUUAAAAAUCUUGACUAUUGCUUUAAGCUAAGAGAAUAUUAAAAGUGGGUCAAAUUUUUUGGCUUAUGUUAUGAUA
Mangifera indica (mango) is the source of this 1682-nucleotide messenger RNA. Its product is annotated as DNA-repair protein XRCC1. NCBI's taxonomy places the organism in Eukaryota, Viridiplantae, Streptophyta, Magnoliopsida, Sapindales, Anacardiaceae. The record is from RefSeq and is a predicted model, not a curated record. The transcript is spliced from 8 exons. Bases 206 to 1375 code for a protein of 389 amino acids. Gene Ontology annotation, biological process: single strand break repair; base-excision repair; double-strand break repair via nonhomologous end joining. Gene Ontology annotation, molecular function: damaged DNA binding.